Molecule: messenger RNA, 1547 nt
Organism: Impatiens glandulifera
Lineage: Eukaryota; Viridiplantae; Streptophyta; Magnoliopsida; Ericales; Balsaminaceae
Product: aspartyl protease AED3
Exons: 1
Coding region: 46-1401 (451 amino acids)
Biological process (GO): proteolysis
Molecular function (GO): aspartic-type endopeptidase activity
Source: RefSeq, a predicted model, not a curated record
CCUUUGGCUUGAAAGAAUAAACUUGGCCAACAACACUUAAAAACAAUGGAAUCAUCCAUUUUGUUCUCCCUUUUUGUUACUCUAUUGUUCUUUACUUCUUCCACUACUUCGACUUCCAAUCCUUGCGACGUUUCUUUUCUCAAAUCCGACCCCUCAGAUCUGUCGGUAAUCCAUGUAUACGGUAGAUGUUCGCCCUUCUUUAUCGCUCCGAAGACAUCCUCCGGUUGGAUCGACACCGUCAUGAACAUGGCCUCUAAGGACCCUCAAAGAGUCACUUACUUGUCAAGCUUGGUGGCAACAAAAGGUCCAAAACCAAUUUCUCUCCCCAUUGCCUCUGGCCAAAGCUUUAACAUAGGCAAUUACAUUGUCAAGGCUAAGAUUGGGACCCCACCUCAAGUCAUGUUCAUGGUCCUGGACACGAGCAAUAAUGCUGCAUGGGUCCCAUGCAGCGGGUGUACCGGGUGCACAUCCACCACCCUGUUUACACCCAAUGCCUCAUCGACCUACGGGUCAGUUGACUGUACUCUCCCAGAGUGCAGUCAAGUCCGUGGUCAGUCAUGCCCAAGUAAUGAGAUCGGAGUCACGGCUCAAUGCUCGUUCAACCAGUCGUACGGUGGUGACUCAUCCUUUUCCGCCGCGUUAUCUCGCGAUUCUCUCGCGCUCGCCUCCGAUAUUAUCCCGAACUACGCCUUCGGGUGUGUCAACGCCGUCUCGGGCAAGUCUGUCCCGCCCCAAGGCCUGUUAGGCCUCGGGCGUGGCCCGAUGUCGCUGAUGUCUCAAUCCGGUUCGUUGUACUCAGGCGUGUUUUCCUAUUGCCUGCCGAGCUUCAAAUCAUACUAUUUCUCCGGGUCAUUGAAACUCGGGCCGGUGGGACAACCGAAGAGCAUUAGGACCACUCCGCUCCUCCAAAACCCUAGGAGGCCCUCUUUGUACUACGUGAACCUUACCGGGAUAAGUGUGGGUAAAGUUCUAGUCCCAAUUGCCCCGGAACUACUAGCAUUCGACCAGAGUUCCGGGGCAGGAACCAUCAUCGACUCAGGAACCGUGAUAACGAGGUUCGUACCAUCCGUGUACGAAGCCGUUCGCAACGAGUUUAGGAAACAAGUGGGGGCGAGCGCGUUCUCGUCGUUGGGGGCGUUCGACACGUGUUUCAUGGCGAUUAACGGGGAUGUGGGGCCAACCAUAACGUUUCAUUUCACAGGGUUGGACUUGGCAUUGCCACAAGAGAACAGCUUGAUUCAUAGCAGUUCCGGUUCUUUGGCUUGUUUGGCUAUGGCUGCAGCACCUAAUAAUGUGAACUCCGUUUUGAACGUGAUAGCGAAUUUGCAGCAACAAAAUUUGAGGAUUUUGUUUGAUACUGCUAAUUCACUUGUUGGGAUAGCCCGUGAGAACUGUAACUAAUUAUCUGUUUUGUUUUGGAUGUUUAAUGAUCAUUACUGUCUGUUUGUCUGUAUCUUUUAUUGUGGUUGUGUCAUUAUUGAGUUAUCCAUAUCAUGUUGGACUCUAGUUAUAUAUUAUGAUAAAUUGAAAUAUGUCUUCUUCUAUUA